AUGGAGCAGUGAUGAAUAUAAAUCGUGGGAAUCCCUUUCAAAAGGAAGUGGUACUGGAUUCAUGGCCAGACUUCAAAGCUGUUAUCACCAGAAGACAGAGAGAGGCUGAGACAGAUAACCUUGACCAUUACACUAAUGCCUAUGCUGUAUUCUACAAAGAUGUCAGGGCUUACCAACAGUUAUUGGAAGAACAUGAUGUUAUUAACUGGGACCAAGUUUUUCAAAUACAAGGUCUACAGAGUGAGUUAUAUGAUGCUUCCAAAGCUGUUGCCAAUUCGAAGCAAUUGGAUAUAAAGCUGACAUCCUUCAAAGCUGUUCAUUUUUCUCCUGUUUCAUUUCUGCCAGACACCAGUUUCCUAACGGGGUCUUCUCCAAGACUCACCUACCUGAGUGUUGCUGAUGCUGAUCUCCUCAACCGCACUUGGUCAAGGGGCGGCAAUGAGCAGUGUCUCCGGUACAUUACCAAGCUCAUCUCCUGCUUCCCCAGUGUGUGUGUCCGUGAUGACAAGGGAAACCCAGUAUCCUGGUCUAUCACAGACCAGUUUGCCACCAUGUGCCAUGGCUACACCCUGCCCGAUCAUCGCAGGAAAGGUUAUAGCCGGCUGGUGGCCAUCACACUAGCCAGGAAGUUGCAAAGUCGGGGAUUCCCCUCUCAGGGGAAUGUUCUGGAUGACAACGUGGCAUCUAUAAAUCUCCUCAAGAGUGUCCAUGCUGAGUUCUUGCCUUGUCGUUUUCAUAGGCUUAUUCUCACCCCCAUACUUUUCUCUGGCCAAGUUCAUCUUUAGCCCAGGGAUACUGCAGGGAUUCUCUUGCUUUCCCAAACACACUGUAAACUGCCAACAGAGGAGAACUAAACCUAGUGUCAAGAGGUUGGAGAAGAUAUACAGGAUCAUCUGAGAAGCCUUGGCUGUUCUUGCCUCAGGUUUCUACUGUAUAUAACUGUAGCAAUCAGGGGUAUAGCUGUGACUAAGAGCAGAGUUUUCUUUAUCCUUUAGGAUUCACUAUAGGGAAGAAAUUUCUAAAGCCAGCAAUUCUUAGCAUAGAGGCAGAAAUGGUUGCAUGAGAAAAAAUUAUUUAACACAGAAGCAUGUGGCUAGUACUGUAGUAUUGUCGUUUGGGCCUCUGCUCUGUAUUUCACAACCACACCAGUUCCCUAUUCUCAUAAACUCUUUCUCCCUCACUGCUGUGUCUCACCAACCUCUGUUCCACCACCUCUGCUCCAAGUUCUCUUGAGUGUCCUGCAUUUUCCUCUUUAAUAUUUGGCUCUCUGCUUAUGCCUAUGACACUAGUGAAUAGUUCUCCUCUGGGAAUGUUCAAUGCAGUAGUUCUCACAUUUUAGUGUUUAUCAAAAUCACCUGGAGGGCAAGUUGCAACACAGACGGCUGGUUCCUCCUCCACAGUUCCUGAUUCAGUAAGUAUAGGGUCAGGCCUGAGAAUUUGCAUUUCCAAUAGCUUCCCACUUCUCAGUUGCCUUGAAUGGAUGAAAAUAUAGGGAUUGUAAUGCUAUAAACAGAUGGCAAUGUAGGACUAGAACUUACCCAUCCUCUAUCCAGCUCCCUUACUUAUAAUAUGCUUUUUCAUUAAAUAAAAAGAACUUUAUAGGUACAUAUGGGUGUAUACAAAUACCAUAUAAAUAUACAUAGGUAGCUAGAUAGAUACACACACAUACACAUACUGGAAUUUUGAUAAGAUAAUACAAUUUAACCCUCUUAUUACAUAAGAAGAAUUUGAAGUCCAGGGAAAAUAAAUGACUUUGUCAAGAUUAUACACUAUACAAUCAGUGCUGAAGGCAAAGCCAAAACUCUGUAAUUUUGAUUUCAAAUCAUUUGUUUCAUUAA
This is a messenger RNA of Sciurus carolinensis (gray squirrel), 1838 nucleotides long. It is a transcript of the gene Glyatl3, whose product is annotated as glycine-N-acyltransferase like 3. Gene Ontology annotation, molecular function: glycine N-acyltransferase activity. Gene Ontology annotation, cellular component: mitochondrion. Bases 12 to 785 code for a protein of 257 amino acids. NCBI's taxonomy places the organism in Eukaryota, Metazoa, Chordata, Mammalia, Rodentia, Sciuridae. The record is from RefSeq and is a predicted model, not a curated record. The transcript has 4 exons.